Messenger RNA from Phytophthora sojae, 990 nucleotides. RefSeq lists its product as hypothetical. The record is from RefSeq and is a predicted model, not a curated record. NCBI's taxonomy places the organism in Eukaryota, Oomycota, Peronosporomycetes, Peronosporales, Peronosporaceae. The coding region runs from base 1 to 990 and encodes 329 amino acids. The transcript has a single exon.
AUGGACAGCGACGAUGAAGCGCGCGUGGAGCUGGAGUUGGCAGCCGAGGUGCGUGCUCUUCGAGCCAAGCUGCGCGCCCGAGACGAGGAGCUUUCGGCGCUGCAGGACCAGGUGGCGGCGGUGACAACACAGCUCAGCGAGACGUCGGACGAGCUCGAGUGCCGCAUGAGCUUCGUGUCCGACGCCAUGACGCAGAUCGAGAGCCUCGAGGCGCAGGUCGCCGAAGCCAAACGCAGCAUCUUGACGCGCGAAAUGCAGCUGCACGACGGCGAGCAGCGUGAAAAGACCCUGGAAGCUGCACUACGCGGGAAGGAGAAGCAGUGCGAGCACUGGGAGGGUGAAUUUCACCGUGCAGACCAGGAACUUUCAGCGCAAAAGGCUGCGGAGCGCGAGCUUGAACGGGAACUUCAGGCGAAAGCCGACGACGCACGUGCGUGGAAGACCAAGUGUCAAGCAGCCAUAACGUCAGCGGAUGAGCUGAAGCUGCAGAACGCCAGCUUACGCAAAAAGGAGCGCGAGCUGGUGGCAACUUUGCGGCGGCAUGUGGAGGCGGCGGAGUCGAACCAGUCUUCGUUGAAAGCCCGACUGGCGAAACGCGAGUUGAAGAUUGAAGCGCUUCGGAGACAGUGUCAAGACCGUCAGGAAGAGCUGGAACGGAUUGAGCGGGACCGCAUUCAGGAGACUGAAGAGCGCGAACGGGAGAAGAUCGACGUAACCGAGCAGCAGCUGGACAAGCAGAAGCUGCUCGUCGAGCUACGCGAAAAAGUGGCGAAGCUAACCGCAACAGUGGAAAAGGCGCAGGUCAAGGAACAGCUAUUCCGACGAGAGAUCUUCCGAUUGCGCGAAGAAUUGUUACUAAGUGAAUCCCAGCGGGAGACCGAGCACCGGCGCCAACAGCAGCUCAUCGAGGGGAAGGAGAAGGAGGUGGCCUUCAUUUGGCAAAAAUACGUCGAGGUCAUGCCUCUUGCCGAAGGUAACAACAGCUUCUAG